Molecule: messenger RNA, 767 nt
Organism: Carassius carassius (crucian carp)
Lineage: Eukaryota; Metazoa; Chordata; Actinopteri; Cypriniformes; Cyprinidae
Product: cellular retinoic acid-binding protein 1
Exons: 4
Coding region: 121-537 (138 amino acids)
Biological process (GO): fatty acid transport
Cellular component (GO): cytosol; nucleus
Molecular function (GO): fatty acid binding
Source: RefSeq, a predicted model, not a curated record
GGGAGAGAGAACAUUAGACAGAAAGGGAACAGACGAUCACAAAGAGAGUAGAAAAGGAGAACAAGAGUAGCGAGGGACCAGAGGAGAAAAGAGACAGAGCAGGACAAUCCCAAGCUCAAAAUGCCUCCUAACUUCGCCGGCACCUGGAAAAUGAAGAGCAGUGAGAAUUUCGAUGAACUUCUGAAAGCUCUCGGUGUGAAUGCUAUGCUCCGGAAAGUGGCCGGCGCUGCAGCAGCCAAACCUCACGUGGAGAUCCGACAGGACGGAGAGCAGUUCUAUAUCAAGACCUCCACCUCGGUACGCACCACGGAAAUCAACUUUCACAUCGGAGAGGAGUUUGACGAGGAGACGGUGGACGGCAGGAAAUGUAAGAGUUUGGCCACGUGGGAGACAGAGAAUAAGAUCUACUGCAAACAGAAGCUGGUGGAUCAAGACGGACCCGUCACAUUCUGGAGCAGAGAGCUACGUGGAGACGAACUGAUCCUGAUCUUUGGGGCCGACGACGUGGUGUGCACAAGGAUUUACGUGCGAGAAUGAGGUGAAGUGGAGACAGUGACCAUGAAAAACACAACCAAACAGCCCUGCAUCCCAAGAAACCUUGUGUCUAGAAACACCAGAACCCUUCUUUACAUGUCAGGCAGUGAACAUGCAUCCGUUCAGUGCAUUGUGGGUGUUUUUAUUCGGUUUGUUCCUCUCUCUUUGUCCGUUUCUGACACAGAUGUGUGUAUUGCAAACAAAAGCAGUAAUAAAAAUGGAAACGAAUAUCA